AGUAUCCUUUCAGCAGGUUAGAAUUAGCAGUAUCUUUAAAUUUUGCAGGCCCUUAUCAAGUUUAUAUUUGACCUUUUUCAGACGUUGGGAAUGUUUUCCAUAAUAUGGGGAGGAGGACAGGGGCCUGAAAUGAUAAGCAGAGAAGAGGCGUGGAAAAUGUAUAUUAAAAAACUUCAGGAUGAAUCAAACUAUUUACUUGCUUCCCCGGACAAAGAAGAGAUUUGCUGCUGUCCAGAUUGUAUCAUGGAAUAUGAACUGCAGUGUAAUGAGGCACUAGGAUGGAGGAAAAGGGCUCCGACUAUAGAAGGAUUUUCACACGAAGUAAACAAACUGUGUGAUCCGUCUGCACCUGACAUAAUUUCCAACAUCAUACAGAAGUAUGAGUUCGCGGACUGUACAAUUCUUGGUGAUACAGAAGCUAUCUAUGUUUGACCAUAACUUCUACAUUAGUAAUAAAAAAGCUCUCUUGUAAAAUAUAAGUAAAAUCCACGUUUGUCAAUAAA
Molecule: messenger RNA, 503 nt
Organism: Eurytemora carolleeae
Lineage: Eukaryota; Metazoa; Arthropoda; Copepoda; Calanoida; Temoridae
Exons: 6
Coding region: 91-432 (113 amino acids)
Source: RefSeq, a predicted model, not a curated record